Molecule: messenger RNA, 1587 nt
Organism: Penicillium vulpinum
Lineage: Eukaryota; Fungi; Ascomycota; Eurotiomycetes; Eurotiales; Aspergillaceae
Product: FAD-binding oxidoreductase
Exons: 1
Coding region: 1-1587 (528 amino acids)
Biological process (GO): steroid metabolic process
Cellular component (GO): cytoplasm; membrane
Molecular function (GO): FAD binding; Delta24(24-1) sterol reductase activity
Source: RefSeq, a predicted model, not a curated record
AUGGAUCAUACUGCAGCUGUACAAGAAAUCUCAGCAAGGGUAGCUGACUUCCACAGUCGCCAGCAACCAUUUCGUAUAUAUCAUGGUGCUACCAACAGUACUCGGCCCUCCAACCGAUCUCUCUCCAACACCGUCAGCACAGAACCUCUCACGCGGGUCCUCGAAGUCGAUACCAACCGAUGUACAGCUAUAGUCGAGCCCAAUGUCUGUAUGGAUGCUCUGGUGGCUGCCACCAAGGCCUACGGCCUGGUGCCUUUGGUCGUUGUCGAGUUCCCCAACAUCUCGGUUGGAGGUGGAUUCUCAGGCACAUCAGGGGAGAGUAGCUCUUUCCGUGAGGGAUUUUUCGAUCACACAGUCAAUUGGAUUGAAAUGGUCCUAGCAGAUGGCCAGGUGGUUAAGGCAUAUAACGAUCGUGUCGAGACGGGAUCGGGACCGGAACCGGCGGAUAAGCACUCGGACUUGUUUUGGGGCACGGCAUCUUCCUUCGGAACGUUGGGAGUAGUCACUCUAUUGGAAAUUCGAUUGAAAAAGUCACAGCCAUUGGUGGAACUGAAAUACUAUGUCAAUUCCAACAUGAACGACGCGGUGCGUGCCUUUGAAGAGGCUAGCGCUGAUCCAACCACUGAAUAUCUGGAUGGAAUCGUCUAUGCACGGGAUAAGAUCGUCGUUUGUGCUGGAAAACAAGUUGAGCAAAGUUCCAAUGUAAAGCCGAGAUGCUUUACUCGCCGACAAGAUGAUUGGUUCUAUUUGCAUGUCGAACGAAUUGCUCAAUCCAAGAUCUCCAGCAUCUCCGACCAAGAGAGUUCUCCUCGCAUGCCAGAUGCAGUGGACUUCAUUCCUCUGACUGACUACCUCUUCCGUUAUGACCGGGGUGGUUUCUGGGUUGCCCGUUAUGCAUUCCGCUACUUCUGUACUCCAUUCAUCUCCCUUACACGCUGGGUUCUCAACCGAUUUAUGCACACCAAGGUGAUGUAUCAUGCCUUGCAUGUCAGCGGACUUGGGCGACAAUAUAUCAUCCAAGAUGUUGGUGUACCAAUAUCCACUGCUGCCGAGUUCUUGGACUGGCUGGACCGCCCUGAAAACUUUGGACAAUAUCCGCUUUGGCUCUGUCCGCUGCCACCAGGAAGUGCCGGUGGGUUGGAAGGACAGUCGACAAAUGAUGGCAAAGGACAACUCCUCAAUUUUGGAAUUUGGGGGCCUGCCAUUACUACGGAUCCGACCGGCUUCGUGGCUCAAAACAGAAAGCUUGAACACAAGGUCCACAGUCUUGGAGGAAAGAAAUGGCUAUAUGCACAUACUUACUAUACAGAGGACGAGUUCUGGGCCAUCUAUAACAAGCCAGCGUAUGAUUCUCUACGGGCCAAAUACCACGCACAGCAUCUUCCAUCCCUGUAUGAAAAGGUCCGCGUGCAUGAAUCCGAUCUCCCUGGUCCGCAUCGGGGAGAGUUCGAGAGUGGCUGGAAGGGAACAGUCAAACGUGCCCUUUGGGACGUCUGGCCAUUUUGUGGUCUUUACGGAGUUUACAAGGCUUGGAGAGGAGGAGACUAUCUGUUACAAAAAGAGUCUCCCAAGAAAAAGGUCGAUUGA